CUUCAAAUUAAUCUUCUUUCGCCGAACAAUGAAUUUUCUAUAUUUAGUUGAAAAUGUCACGGUGCAUACGUCUCAUGACUUGCCAUACAAAACUCGGUAAACAGAAAAAGGUCAAGCUUGCGUGGGUAUCAAUCGACGCUUUCCAUAAAAGGCAAACAUUUUUUUUUGGAUAAGGGCCGAGACGGCUCGUCAUCUCGCCUCGUUCAAGGAAUGCACGUGACGUGAUGCCCGGAGCUAAGCAUAAUGCAAUAUGGACUGGCGAAAUGGUUGAUCAUGUUCUUUCAUGAUGAUGUUGGAUCUCUUUCGGAUAGAAUAUACUGCCAACUCGCUUGAAAAAUACAGUCGUACUUUUUGGAUCGGCCUCGGUGUGUCGGUAGUAACCAACCUUAUCCAGGCAUUCGCCAUGGCUUUUCAACGGAAAUCACAUAUUGCCAAUGACCGACGACCAAUUGAUCAACGGAUAAGCUCUUUCAGACGGCCGCUAUGGCUGGCUGGAUUUCUUAGUUAUCUUGCUGCCAAUAUCAUUGGCUCCGUAUUUUCGAUCGGAUAUUUACCCAUUGUUAUACUGGCACCUAUUGGAGCCAUGAACCUCGUAUUUAAUGCAAUAGCAGCGAGGUUAAUUCUCGGUGACCCAUUCACAACCAAAAGCGUCUUAGGAACCCUGUUGAUUGCGAUAGGGGCCUUAUUGGUGGGAUUAUUCGGAGUCAUUCAAGAACCGAACCACAGUUUGGAAGAUUUGAUUCAGUUGUAUAAAAAGCCGGCCUUUAUUAUUUAUUUCAGCAUCAUGGAAGCGGUAAUUGUCUCGAUGAUGGUCAUUACGCAUCUUAUGGAGUAUCGAUACCACAGCAUGGGAGGCGUCGGAGGAAAAUGGCUGGGAUGCGUCAUUGAACCUGCCAAAUUAAAAAUGACCAUUGGCAUGAGUUAUGGUGUUUUAGGAGGCAAUAUCAGUAGUCAAAGCAUGCUAUUUGCCAAAAGCGGGAUUGAACUGAUCAUCAUCAGUUUGGUGUCCAAGAACAAUCAGCUUCAAUAUGCGUUGACAUGGAUUUUACUGAGUAUGAUGAUAUUGACAGCUGCCAUGCAAUUGUACUAUCUCAACAAAGGUUUACGAUUAUGCGAUACCACUAUUUUGGUCCCCUUAUCAUUUUGUGCGUUCAAUGUAUCUUGUCUUUUCAACGGUCUCGUCUACUAUGAUCAAUGGGACAGGUUGCGGUGGUGGCAACUUUUAUGCGUCCUGGUUGGUGUUGCCAUCACGGUAGGCGGGGUGUUGUUACUGACGUGGCGUACCGGUGCGGCCAAUAUGCAAGAAGAAACUGUAGUGGCCAGUUUAUCCCCCCAAGACGAUGAUACUGAGCGACGAGCAUCCGUGGACGAAACGACUCAUCUACUGGCUAGACCCAGUGUUUAAGAAUGUGAGAUUGCAGCAGUCAAGCCAUGCUCAUGUAGACAGACGCCAUAAAUAAAGACAUAGACAGACAGAGAGACCGACUGCUUUUUUGAAUGAGUGGUGGGGAUUGAAUGAUGAAGCGCACGGUGCAGGUGAUUCGUUUUUCGCGGAGCAAAGCGUGACGUUUUUCUUGGUUGAGUUGCAAGGCGUCCCAAUGGAUUCGAAUGUCUCAGUUUUUUCCAACAUCCGCUGAGUGGGCACCCCAAC
This is a messenger RNA of Radiomyces spectabilis, 1651 nucleotides long. RefSeq lists its product as uncharacterized. Gene Ontology annotation, cellular component: membrane. Gene Ontology annotation, biological process: magnesium ion transport. Gene Ontology annotation, molecular function: magnesium ion transmembrane transporter activity. The transcript is spliced from 4 exons. The record is from RefSeq and is a predicted model, not a curated record. NCBI's taxonomy places the organism in Eukaryota, Fungi, Mucoromycota, Mucoromycetes, Mucorales, Radiomycetaceae. The coding region runs from base 284 to 1405 and encodes 373 amino acids.